This is a messenger RNA of Coffea arabica (coffee), 507 nucleotides long. Lineage: Eukaryota; Viridiplantae; Streptophyta; Magnoliopsida; Gentianales; Rubiaceae. The record is from RefSeq and is a predicted model, not a curated record.
AUGGUGGCAAGAAUGGGUGCAAGCGUGGAAGUACUUAUGGAGCAAAGUCAGCAUUUUGAUGGGCUUUUACUUGAGGCUUUUGAGAGUGGAAGUGAACCGCAAGUGAUAGCAAAAUUGUUUGGAGAAAUGUUCAACCAAGUUUUGAAAAGUAUCUGGGCAUGGCUGUUCACAGAGAACAUAUCAAACAUUGGGAUUUAUGGUGAGGAUGAAGAGGAUACUAGGGCGGCCAAGUUAUCUAGGGCCGGGGUGCAGCUGUCUGGAUUAAUACUGGCCGAUAUUUGUGACGGCAUUGGAUAUGGCUCUGUAGAUGGUAAUAGUGGUGGUUAUGGGACUAGAAGCAGAGGCAGCAAUGACGGCAGUGGAUAUGGCUCUGUAGGUGGUAAUGAUGAUGGGUCGGGUGGAGGUGGUGGUCCAAGCAGUAAAUAUAGUCCAGGUGGCGGCGGUAAUGGUGGUGGAUGGAAUGAUGGUAGCUAUGGUCCUGGUGCAAACUACUUGAGACCAAAAUGA